AUGACGGGGUCCGUCAUGCUUCACCUGCCCUGCAACCUCACGGAGGCGCCAAAGUCUCUACAGCCGGUGGUUGAUCCCAUGCAGAUCCCACAGGGACCGCCUUUUGGUGUCCCGAGCCUUCCAUCCAUGCCAAGUGUUGGUAGCAUGAUGCCCGGAGGAACCGGGAUGCCAAACAUGGCUGGGAUGCCUGGCGCGCAGCCCGGUGCCAUGCCAGGUGCAAUGCCGACAAUGCCCGGCGCCAUGCCGGCCAUGCCCGGCACAAUCCCCGGUGCCAUGCCUGGUGCCAUGCCAGGUGCCAUGCCGGGUGCUAUGCCGGCAAUGCCCGGUGCGAUGCCCGGCGCGAUGCCCGGUGCCAUGCCCGGCAUGCGGGGUGGUGUGCCCGGCGCCGUGCCUGCUGCCAUGCCGGGCGCCGUGCCUGGUGCCCCAGCAGCUCCAGCGGCCCCAGCAGCAGCCCUGCUUGCCUCAAAGACCAGCGAGCAGGCACACGAGAGCCAAUACGGUUGA
Symbiodinium sp. CCMP2592 is the source of this 504-nucleotide messenger RNA. Lineage: Eukaryota; Dinophyceae; Suessiales; Symbiodiniaceae. The record is from the annotation of a GenBank genome assembly.